Molecule: messenger RNA, 417 nt
Organism: Dibothriocephalus latus
Lineage: Eukaryota; Metazoa; Platyhelminthes; Cestoda; Diphyllobothriidea; Diphyllobothriidae
Source: the annotation of a GenBank genome assembly
AUCGACGAAUGUGCCGAAGCGGUGGGUGGAGACGCUAAGUUGAAUCCAUUCUGCAAAGAUGGCAAAACAUGCGUAAACAUCCCCGGGGGAUAUCGCUGCAUCGCAGUAACUGACUGUCCCGCAGGCUUCAAACGAGACUCCAUACGAGAACCAUGCACUGACAUCGAUGAAUGUGCUACGGGCAUUGCAAAGUGUGGCCCGAACAUGCACUGCGAGAAUACGAUUGGCUCCUACCGGUGUCUCUGCCAGCGAGGCUACAAGAAUGUCAAUGACACCGCGUGUGUCGGUAUUUCCUUUUGUCGUACUUUUGAUUUGCCUCUGUUUGCCAGCCUUUGCAGCGCGAGUGUCUCAGCACCGACCUCAGUGGAAAAUUAUACCGUGACUAGCCAACUGGAUCUACUCAUCAGUUUCCCGUGA